This is a messenger RNA of Acipenser ruthenus (sterlet), 2723 nucleotides long. Its product is annotated as calcium-binding protein P-like. The record is from RefSeq and is a predicted model, not a curated record. Bases 80 to 790 code for a protein of 236 amino acids. The transcript has 10 exons. NCBI's taxonomy places the organism in Eukaryota, Metazoa, Chordata, Actinopteri, Acipenseriformes, Acipenseridae.
ACAUAGAGCAAUUUCAGAAGUCACAGCCUCGGAGACGGGAAAUCUUGUACGUUUGCAGCAUACCAACAGAGGAGUGUUGAUGAAGAUGAAGACAUCAAUUAUAUUUGCCUGCCUUUUGGGUGCAUCAUUUGCAGUGCCAGUAUAUCAUCAACGAUAUGGAUUAUCAGCAAGUAACAGCAAUGAGUUUAUGCGGCACAGUGGAAAUGCGUACAACGGAGUUGGAUAUGGGCAACCACAGGUGCCGUACAUGCCUCCCUAUGUGUACCAGCAACAACAGCCUGACAUGGGUCUGCCAUCCCAGCUGCCCCUUAACCCUCAGGUAGCUGGAGGAGCCGGACAGGGACCCAUGCAACCACAGGGGCCGCUGCCCCCUCAGGUACUCCUGCCACCACAGUCCCCACUACCUCCUCAGGUUCUCUUUCCACCCUCCCAGAAGGACCAGUCACCUAAUGCUCCUCAGCAGCCACAACAGCCCAACCAGAUGCUGCCUUCCUACUACCCCUCUGUAGUAUUCCCUCAACAGACAGGAGGACAGGGCAUGCCUUACUACAUAAGCUAUGGUUACCCACAACCAAACCAACCAGCUGUCUGGCAGCCAACACAGGAACAAGCCCAGCAGCAUCUGGAGCAGCCAACACAGACAUCCCAACAGCCAAUGCAGGAAAGCACAGCCAAACAGCCUCCUGUAAUUGGAACAGAAACUGUACUUCCUACAACUGCUCCAGGACAACUUGAAGGAAAUAUCAAUAGUGCGACUCAGCCUGGUCUUGCGUUCCCUUUUGAGCCAUAGGUAAUUAAAUAAAAAAUGCAAUAUGCACAAGUAACCACCAGGACAAUGCUGCAGAUUACUUUCUUACCUGAACCUGCAUUUUUACCAGUAAUUUUGUACUAUUAGCGUUUGAUAUAACAAUACUUUGCCACAUAUUUUAUGUAACUGUUUUAUUAUUAUGGUAUGUAAAAGGGCUAAAUCUUUCUUUUUAAUUUCGAAUAAUAAUCUUUUUAGAAUUAUUUAAACAGAAACAAAAUGAUGUAUGAUGUAACUGUUUUAGAUUCAUGAUUUGUUUAGAAGUUGCUUGAAAUGUGAAAACACCCUCAGGUAGCUGGAGGAGCUGGACAAGGACCCAUGCCACCACAGUCCCCACUGCCUCCUCAGGGAACAUGCCUCCCCAGGCUUUCCAUCCUCCCCGAAGGACCAGUCAGCUAAUGCACCUGUUAACUGACUCACUGGUGUGAGAAUGAUUUGCUCAAUACAACAAUUUAUCAGUUUAAUACUAAUGCUUUAUUAAACUUCAAUAUCAGCAUGCAAUAUGAAAAAUGUGCAUAAUUUUAUAUAUAUAGUGGCAUGGGUUCAGUGGGAGGAAAGAGCGGACCUGGUUGGAACCAGGCUGCAGCAGCUACACAGACAGACGCACAACACAGCGUGAAAGUGAACACGGCAUACAACUAUUUACAAGCAAAUCCCGCUCCCCCAGCAGUUCAAUGCAGCACCAAAACAUCCCAUACAUAAGUCCUGCGGGACCCAAUGCUACUAUAUAUAUAUAUAAGAAAUAGGUAGCUAUUGUGGAAGAAACACUAUAUUUGCUAUCUGAAUCAUAUAGAACUUUAGUACAGCCAGUAUGGACACUGGUCAAGCGUACAGGACAUAAGUGGUCUGAAUAAUGAUUAAAUAAUUAUUAUAAGAUAGCCCCUACACUUAUUAUUAUUAUUAUUAUUAUUUAUUUCUUAGCAGACGCCCUUAUCCAGGGCGACUUACAAUUUUUACAAGAUAUCACAUUAUACAUUAUUUCACAUUAUUUUUACAUACAAUUAUCCAUUUAUACAGUUGGGUUUUUUAACUGGAGCAAUCUAGGUAAAGUACCUUGCUCAAGGGUACAACAGCAGUGUCCCCCACUGGGGAUUGAACCCACAACCCUCCGGUCAAGAGUCCAGAGCCCUAACCACUACUCCACACUUGGGUACUUGCGUCCAACGUAUAACAUCUGCAGAUAUACCCGGAUAUGCCUGCCAUGUGGAGUUAUUUUGCUAUAUAUUACCAGAAGCGGGGGUUGUCCCUAUGGGUUCAUUCCAAACCGACACGUCCAAUACUCCUAGGCAUCGUACAUGAACUAUUUGAUGGAACACAUUCUGUGACACAUUCAGGGAUGGAAUAGAAUGUGUAAAAGGAAAUACAUCUGAUUGACAGCACAUUCAUAUUGGUUAUUACCACAGUACCAUUUGUUUUCCUUACUUUGAUUUGUUUCGGUCAUUUCCUGCAUCUCCAUAAAUGUAAGAAUAUAUGUGGCGGGGUACCUCGGCCCUGUGCGUAUUUUGUGGUAUGUUAUUGUGUGUAUAUAUUGGUGCACAGGGUGUGGGAUUGUUAGUAUUUAAAAUGUUUGUAUUUGGGCAUGGGGGUGUAAAGUAGUUCACGUGCAGACUGUGCCCAGACUCGAUUGAAUAAUUAACAAGCAAUCGUGUCCCAGCGCAGCUGCUGAAAAGGAGCAUGGUUUGUCGCACUCGGGUUGGUGUGUUCAGAGGUGGAACAUGAGUGUGAAACUAAAACACAACAAUUGCUACUCGCGCUAGUUUAGACUAGCACAAUACUUGUUUGCUCCGCGUCUGUUUGUUUAAGCCACUGUGUCGUUUUGUAUAAGUGUUUUGUUUGGUUUGUUCAAAUCUUUUAUUUUGUUAAUUUAUUAUGAAACGUGCACUUCAGCACUUCCAUACCCCGGACUACUGUCUGUUUC